Bipolaris maydis ATCC 48331 is the source of this 990-nucleotide messenger RNA. Its product is annotated as kinase-like domain-containing protein. Gene Ontology annotation, cellular component: cytoplasm; nucleus. NCBI's taxonomy places the organism in Eukaryota, Fungi, Ascomycota, Dothideomycetes, Pleosporales, Pleosporaceae. Gene Ontology annotation, biological process: intracellular signal transduction; protein phosphorylation. The record is from RefSeq and is a predicted model, not a curated record. Gene Ontology annotation, molecular function: ATP binding; protein serine/threonine kinase activity.
AUGAUCGUUCGUCCGGUCCGUGUUCUGCAAGCCACAAGGAUGAUUUCUACGCUUGUUGGGCAGAGUGGUCGCGAGUAUAACCUCCAAAAAGUGCUCCAACGGCACCCCAAGAAGCCCGAACUUAGCGUUUGCCUUGCGCUCUGUGACAAGACACCCUACGUCAUGAAGCCCGUCUCUGAGUCCAUCUUGGAGCAUCUGCAGGAAUUUCGAGCCGAGUUUGAAGGUCAUCCCCGUCUUCGCAUUUAUGUAGACAAGAUUAAAAAGGAGAAUAUUCUCGUUUACGAAUACUUCAAAUCAGAUUUACUCGCAUUAGUAGAGAAUUACCCUCCUCUUCCAUUGACAGCGAGGAAAAAGAUAUUGAAUGAGAUCGGAAACACACUUGCUGAAAUGCAUAAGAAAAAUUGGAUUCACCUAGACGUGAAACCAGACAAUGUCUUCCUCAAUUGGUACGUGGACUCAAGGGACGGAUUUCACCUAGAGAGAGUAGUCUUAGGCGACAUGGACUGUGCUUUGAAAUUGAAAGGCGAGAAACUACUAAACUAUAAGAUUGGAAACGUUAUGUGGCGUAGCCCAGAAGGACAGCUAGGAAAAGGCGUAGGAAAGCCUUCUGAAGUCUUCUCUUUUGCUCUCUUGUGUCUCUACGUUAUCAAGGGGGUGCAGUCAUUGCAUUUCGACUUCGCGGAGCUUGACACUGAGCCUGAAGUGGUGGUUUUGUUUAAACUACUUUCGACCUUCGGCCCCCUACCGGAUGAACUUAUAAAGCAUGUCGAUGAUGCCAAUGCUGGUGGGCUUUUAACCAACUUGUGGCAGGCAGUGAAGGAGAACGACGUCAAUGGGGAUUUUGCGGAUUGGACAGAGGACGUGUUUCCUAACCUCACGGACGAAGCAAAGAGGCUGAUCUUAAUGAUGACCAAUCUUGAUCCUGCCAAGAGAGCAACGAUGUCAGAGAUUGUAAAGGAUAGUUAUUGGGUCGAAGAUGACAAUUCUUGA